This is a messenger RNA of Guillardia theta CCMP2712, 471 nucleotides long. RefSeq lists its product as hypothetical. The transcript is spliced from 2 exons. Bases 1 to 471 code for a protein of 156 amino acids. Lineage: Eukaryota; Cryptophyceae; Pyrenomonadales; Geminigeraceae. The record is from RefSeq and is a predicted model, not a curated record.
AUGGGAACCCCAGGCCGAGCAGCAAUAUCCUGGAUAAGGGUGUUACACGACCGCUCUGUGAUUUCAAAAAUCCCAAAAAACACGGAAACCAUCAUCGGCAUCAUGACUGCCACACCACAACACUGCAUCUGGUACCAGCACUCCACCAGCGAAGAAGGAAUGCUCAAGCACGACUCUAGCAGCACCUACAACAUGAUGCUAGCCAACGUGGUAUGCAUCAAGACCACCAAGGAGAAAGAGCCAGGUGCCGACAUGAACGUCUUCAUGUUUGCCGGCUUCGACCCUUCGCUAGCCUUCAACAGCAAUGCGCAGGCGGUCUUCGACAGCUUCCUAGGUGUGAAGAUGAAGAUCGUCCCAGCGAACAUCACGGGGAAGAACCUCACCAUGGUUAAAACAAAUUAUGCCAAAUCAGAGAUAGGAACUAUUGGAAAUGAUGCCUUGGAACAAGCAGCGCUCGACGCCGACGAGUAA